Molecule: messenger RNA, 2866 nt
Organism: Erythranthe guttata (spotted monkey flower)
Lineage: Eukaryota; Viridiplantae; Streptophyta; Magnoliopsida; Lamiales; Phrymaceae
Product: Protein kinase superfamily protein
Biological process (GO): protein phosphorylation
Molecular function (GO): ATP binding; protein kinase activity
Source: RefSeq, a predicted model, not a curated record
AGUACGGACGGAGCUGGCUUGAGGAAGACGAAGACCUACGGACUAAAUCACUCUCUCUCUCUCUCCUCUCUUUCUCUCUCUAGGAUUUAGCAUUUCAAUUUUUUUUUUUUUUUGGAUAUAUUGGAGCUGAAAUAUGGGGAAUUGGCUAAUUCAUACGUUUGGAGUUUGUGCUGGGGCGUUUUCGUCGCCGAUGUUCGAUUUUAAUUCAAUUGGCUGCGGUGGAUGCAGAUUUUGCUCGUAGAUUGAUUGGGGUUGAAUUGAAUUGAAUCCGCAUUGAAAUCUGGGCCGUCGGUUUUGUUUGGCUGCCUGUAUUUGUUUUAGAUCUAAGCAGAGUUCGAAUUUUGUCGGUGAUGUUGCUGUACGAUAAAUCGCGGUUCUUCGUUCACGGCGGCGGAUUGCUACAAGAGGUCCAGUGGUCUGUUAUGAGAAUUUUGCUUAUUUUGUGUUCUAUACUGUCUGCCACCGAUGCUAAUUUACGUAACAAAAUGUUGGAAAGAGAAGCUCUGUCUCCAGCUAUUUCCAUGCCUGAGCUGCCCGUACCUGCAAAUCUGCCUUUAUUUCAGAGGCCUCGCCGUAACCACCUAAGCCCUUACGGUGCACCUGCGGAAUCUCCUAAUUACGGUCAUUUUGUCAUCUCUGUUCCCCCUUCAAGCUCUCGUUUGUCCAAACCCUCGAUGAAGAAGAACGGACAGGUUCCAGCUGGCGCCACCCUUUCACCUUCGGAGAUUCCGCCAGCUCAGCCCGAGCCUAACACCAUACCUGCUGGCUUAACUCAGCCACCACUAUCUUCAAGCAUCUCUAAUUGUUGUGCACCAGACAUGGUUCUCAAACGUGAGAGCAAAGGCUGCCACUGCGUGUAUCCAAUAAAGCUCGAUAUUCUUCUCACGAAUGUCUCUUCUAAUCCUAAUUGGAAUCUUUUUCUGGAGCAAUUUGCUUCACAGCUCGGUUUACGAGUGUCACAGAUUGAGCUAAUUAACUUUUACAUGGUCAGUAUAUCGGGACUUAAUAUAUCGAUGGACAUUACUCCACAUACUGGUUUAAGUUUCUCUGCGAGAGAAGCUUCUGGAAUAAACUCUUCACUGUCGAUGCAUAAGGUCCGUUUGGAUCCUUCUUUGGUGGGUGACUACAAGCUUCUAAACCUAACCUGGUUUAAACCGCCAGUUAUGCCUCAAGCUCCAAAUUCUGCAAAAUCUCCAGCGGAAGCAUCGCCAAAGCUUCCAUCAACUCCCACAGCACAAGUCAAUUUGGGAAAAGUCAAACGGCCAAGUUUUGUUCUAGUUAUUGGACUUGGAGCUGUAGUUCUGAUAGUUGCUAUCGUUUCUGUGGUUAUAGUUUGUUUAUGUGUAUCUCGUCAAGGGAAGCCUGUUGAGUCUUUCAAGGAAACUGCAAAACAAAGAACCGUAGAAACAGCUCCAGCCAUAGGCUCACUUCGCCACCCAACCAGCACACGCUUUCUCACCUACGAAGAACUCAAAGAUGCCACAAAUAACUUCGAACCCUCGUGCAUUCUCGGUGAGGGCGGUUUCGGUAGAGUUUUCAAGGGCGUUUUAGUCGAUGGCACUGCCGUAGCAAUAAAGAAGCUGAGCACUGGCGGUCAACAAGGCGACAAAGAAUUCUUGGUCGAGGUUGAAAUGCUUAGUCGCCUCCAUCAUCGUAACCUCGUAAAACUCGUCGGAUAUUACAGUAAUCGAGACUCAUCGCAGAACCUACUCUGUUAUGAGCUCGUUCCAAAUGGAAGUUUGGAAGGGUGGCUACAUGGGCCAUUGGGAUUAAACUGCCCGCUUGAUUGGGAUUCGAGGAUGAAAAUUGCUCUUGAUGCUGCACGAGGUCUUGCUUACUUGCAUGAGGAUUCGCAGCCUUGUGUUAUUCAUAGAGAUUUUAAGGCGUCGAAUAUAUUGCUCGAGAAUAAUUUUGAUGCAAAAGUUGCGGAUUUUGGGCUUGCUAAACUUGCUCCUGAAGGCAGAGUGAAUUACCUUUCUACCCGUGUAAUGGGAACUUUCGGAUAUGUUGCCCCUGAGUAUGCAAUGACUGGGCACCUUUUGGUGAAGAGUGACGUUUACAGUUAUGGAGUUGUUCUUCUUGAGUUGUUGACAGGAAGAAGGCCUGUUGACAUGGCACAACCAUCAGGCCAGGAGAACCUCGUUACAUGGGCAAGGCCAAUUCUAAGAGAAAAAGACCGACUAGAGGAACUAGCCGAUCCGAGGCUUGAAAAUAAAUACCCAAAGGAAGACUUUUUCCGAGUAUGCACAAUUGCAGCAGCUUGUGUGGCACCAGAAGCUAACCAACGGCCCACCAUGGGAGAAGUGGUCCAGUCUCUGAAAAUGGUGCAAAGAAUUACAGAGUAUCACGAUUCUGCAGUAGUGACAUCAUCCAACACCACUACAGCACCCAAUCUCAGACAGUCUUCGACAACGUUUGAGUCCGACGGAACAUCAUCGAUAUUCUCUUCUGGUCCUUACUCGGGAUUGAGUGCUUUGGAGAAUGAUAAUAUUUCUAGGGCAGUUGUUUUUUCUGAAGAUCUCCAUGAAGGAAGAUGAUGAUGACUUCAUUUUUUUUUCGUGCAUUUUUUUUUCUCUUUUUCGUUUGGAUAAUUUUAGUUUUGAUCCGCAAAUUGUUUCUCGAGGGUCGAGAAACGGGGGUGGUAUUUUGGUAGACAUGGUUCGGGAAAGAUGUAUGCAAAUUCUUUUUCGUGGGGAUGUAUGAGUAAUUAUUGUGUUCUUGUCCAUCCCAUGUAGAGGUCAUUUCUCUGCAUGUUGAGAUGAGACUUUUGUACAUAUAGUUGAUUUAGUCCUCUCCUUUUUUUUCUUUUUUUUUUAAGCAAUAUUGAAAUGUUUUGGCUACGCUUAAAUUCCUCGUUUCGAUCCAU